Suncus etruscus (white-toothed pygmy shrew) is the source of this 3285-nucleotide messenger RNA. It is a transcript of the gene SIK1, whose product is annotated as salt inducible kinase 1. Gene Ontology annotation, biological process: microtubule cytoskeleton organization; intracellular signal transduction; protein phosphorylation. Gene Ontology annotation, molecular function: protein serine/threonine kinase activity; tau-protein kinase activity; ATP binding. The transcript is spliced from 13 exons. Gene Ontology annotation, cellular component: cytoplasm. Lineage: Eukaryota; Metazoa; Chordata; Mammalia; Eulipotyphla; Soricidae. The record is from RefSeq and is a predicted model, not a curated record. Bases 6 to 2234 code for a protein of 742 amino acids.
GCAACAUGGUGACAAUGUCCGAGUUCAGCUCGGCUCCCGCCGGCCAGGCGCCCCAGAAGACCCUCCGCGUGGGCUUCUACGACAUCGAGCGGACCCUGGGCAAGGGCAACUUCGCCGUGGUGAAGCUCGCCAGGCACCGUGUCACCAAGACCCAGGUCGCGAUAAAAAUCAUCGAUAAGACGCGCUUAGAUGCGAGUAACUUGGAGAAAAUCUACCGUGAGGUUCAGAUCAUGAAACUUCUGAAUCACCCUCACAUCAUCAAGCUGUAUCAGGUCAUGGAGACCAAGGACAUGCUGUACAUCGUCACCGAGUUUGCCAAAAACGGGGAGAUGUUUGACUACCUGACGGCCCACGGGCACCUGAGUGAGGACGAGGCCCGGAAGAAGUUCCUGCAGAUCCUGUCAGCUGUGGAGCACUGUCACGGACACCACAUCGUGCACCGGGACCUCAAGACCGAGAACCUGCUGCUGGAUCGGAACAUGGACAUCAAGCUGGCAGAUUUUGGCUUUGGGAACUUCUACAAGCCAGGGGAGCCCCUGUCCACGUGGUGUGGCAGCCCCCCCUACGCCGCCCCAGAAGUGUUUGAGGGCCGGGAAUACGAGGGCCCCCAGCUAGACGUCUGGAGCCUGGGCGUGGUUCUGUACGUGCUGGUGUGUGGGGCGCUGCCCUUCGACGGCCCCAGCCUGCCGGCCCUACGGCAGCGCGUGCUGGAGGGCCGCUUCCGGAUUCCCUUCUUCAUGUCUCGAGACUGCGAGAGCCUCAUCCGCCGAAUGCUGGUGGUGGACCCCGCCAAGCGCAUCACCAUCGCGCACAUCCGCCAGCACCGGUGGGUGCAGGCCGCGCCCCCCCUGCCGCCCGCCGCGCCCUCGCUCUCGGCCCACAGCUACGACUCCAGCCUGGGCGACUACGACGAGCAGGUGCUGGACCUCAUGCACGCUCUAGGCGUGGACCGGCGGAGGACCGUGGAGUCCCUGCGGACCAGCAGCUAUGACCAUUCAGCAGCCAUCUACUACCUCCUGCUGGAGCGCCUCAGGGAGCACCGCGGCCCCCCACUGCACCCCCAGCCCGGCCCGGCCCCGCUGCCAAGGCCCCUCAGCUCCGACCUCAGCGGGUUCGAGGUCCCCCCUGAGUCUUUCCCAGCCUCCCUGCUGGGCCCACAGCCCCCUGCCCAGAGCCAGUCGAUGCUGCAGGCCGAAGUGGACUGUGAGCUUCAGCCUUGGCUCCUGUCCGCAGACCACAGCUGUGGCGGCGUGUUCUGGCCCCGCGCUGCAUCCCCCAGUGGCCCGCUGGACACGGCCAUCAGCGAGGAAGCGCGGCCUGGCCGGGAGCUGGACGAGGAGUCGGCGCCCCCUGCUGGCUCGGGCCGCAGACACACCCUGGCCGAGGUCUCGGGCUGUUUCUCCCCCUGCACACCCCCCUGCAUCAUCAUCUCCUCGUCAGCGGCCGGCGCCUCCGAGGGCACCAGCUCCGACAGCUGUGUCCCUGUCUCUGCUGGCGGCACCCCGAGGGGCCUCAGUGGCCGCCUCGCUGCUCAGGGGCUGCUGGGUACCUGCCCACCACUCCGUCUGGCCUCGCCGCUGCUGGGGGCACAGUCAGCCACCCUGCUGUUGCAACGUCGGGGGCCCCUGGGCGGUGCCACCCUGCUCCCUGUCAGUUUCCAGGAAGGGCGCCGGGCCUCGGACACUUCUCUCACUCAAGGCCUGAAAGCCUUCCGGCAGCAGGUUCGGAAGAACACCAGGGCCAAGGGCCUGCUGGGCCUGAACAAGAUCAAGGGGCUGGCCCGCCACGUGUGCCUGUCCGCCUCCUCCCGGGCCUCCCGAGCUGCCCUCAGCCCCCUGCAGCUGCCACCCCCGGGCCCAGGCCUGCUGGAGGACGUUCUCCAGCAGCAGAGGUUGCUCCAGAUCCGCCACCCAGCCUCCACACCCAGCUGCCUACAGGGGCCCCUGCCGCCCUCUGCCCCACUGCCCUGCGCCCUGUUCCUGUCUGGACUCCCCAAGGAGCUGUACCCACGGAUACCGCCUCCCGUGCUGCAGGCCGGGCUCUCCCCGGUGGUCUCGGCCGCGCAGCUCCUGGACGCCCACUUACACAUCACUGGCCCGGCCCCCGCGAUGUCGCCACACCUGGCUGUGCUGGGCCCCGGCUUUGAGCCGGCUGCCGGCCUGCGGCAGGGGGACUGCGACAGGGAGGAACUGAGCUCCGGGCCCCGCGGUGGCGCCUGUGUCCUGGUGCAGUGAGGCCGUCGGCUCGUGGCUGCCCCUGCCAGCAAUAACCUCGGAGCCCAGCCACGUGCUCGGAGCCAAACAAGCAAUAUGUCGGGGUCCCACUUUCCCUCCAUUGGUCUUCGGAUUUCCUCACACUGAGCCCACCAAGGGUGAAGAGGGCGAAGAGGAUGGUGCUGGUAUGGGGGGCAGGGCCGGGCCUGGACAUGGGUCACUGUGUAUUGAAGCUCCUGGGCCACCAGCUGCUCCCUGGAUGGUCCCUGCUCCUGGCACAAGCUGCUCCACCCGUCAGUGCUGAACACGCUGAAGGGGGAGAGGCUGGCACUGUACCCUCCUCUCGAGGGCUGGGCAGCCCCUCCUGAUCUGCUGCUAACUCCGCCAUCAGGCCCAGGAAGCCCUCAGUCUCGGGCUUGGUGGCCACUCCCCCGCCGUCCUUGGGCCAGAGGGGUGCGGGCAACCGAGACACGCUCCUUGUUCGUUCUCUUCUCUGCUGUCCCACAAGACACGCCCCAUGGGCCGGGUGACCAAGGCGCUGCCUCUGGGAUGAAACGGGGUCUCUGCCUCAGGCCCCUCAAUCCCACCCACCCAGGUGCCUUCAGCUCACGCAGGCCCCCACCACCUCCAGUAUUAGCCCCGGCCGCCAGGUCACGUGGACAGGCAGGCGCUGGCGGAAGCCAAAGACGCCAGGUGCCCUUGUCCACGUGUCCCCUCGCUGCUAGGUCUCCGUGGCUGCCCUGGCCCCCGGCGACUGGGGCCCCCCACCCCGGGAGGCCCACCCUGUCCCCCACCAUCCGGAGAUCAAACAACCGCACCACAAGCACUUUACUCUGAUCAUGGCCCCUGAGCACGCGAGAGUCUGCGAGUCUGUGCUGGUGUGGGCGGUCCCCCCCAGCCUGGUGGGACCCGCUGUGGCCCCGCCACCCUGUAGAUAGUUCUGUUGUGUUUGUUGUUGUUUGUUUGUUUUUUUACCACAACCGAAUUAUUUUAUUUCUUAUGCUAUCCCGAGAGGCGUGUGCCGAAUGAUUAGUGGAUGUAUGUUUUUUUAAUUUAAUAUUUAAAUAAAAUA